UACACACAAUAAGACCUCGAGCAUUAGCAUGAUGUUGGUAUGUUGUCGAGGGUCACAAGUCUGAGAGGAGCCUAAUUGAAACCAUCACAAAAGAUAGAAGACAUAAUUGUAGUUUUCCCUUUUUAAGUUUCUUUUCUUCCUUCCUAGCAUCCUCACUUAAAAAACCAAAUAUAAAAAGGAACCGACAUUCGGAUACCUAUCCGAAUAUGUCCUUGUCUCCCAAUAUCUCUCUUCUGUCUUGAGAAAGAUCUCCAUACAAUCUCCACACCCAUAAUUUCCCUCUUCGCCUUCUCCGUUAACCUUAUUAUCCCUCUAGAGCUAUAUGUGUGUGCACAUGUAAAUAUACAGAAGGCGAUGGUAAGGUCAUCAGGGAAGCAAAAAUCAACAAAACUGGUGAUACUUUGUGUGGUUUUAUUAGGGUUUGGCCUGAUUGCUGAUUAUCUGUGGGCUUCUUCUCCACAUUUCGCUUCUUCUUCUUAUUUAUCCAAUUGGGUUCCUGCUGAUAAUUCUCAAUCCAAUCUAAUUAUUCCAAAACAAGAACCGCAUCAUGUUGACCCUAAAGCCCCAAAAAUAAAGGUAGAUGGUGUCCAUGAUCGAUUCUUAUCGGCUACAUUUGCUGAUUUGCCUGCACCGGAACUGAAAUGGGAGAAAAUGGCUAGUGCACCUGUGCCUCGGCUAGAUGGGGCUGCGAUACAGAUUAAGGAUCUUCUAUACGUUUUUGCUGGAUAUGGAACGAUUGAUCUUGUGCACUCACAUGUUGAUAUUUACAAUUUCACGGAUAAUACAUGGGGACGGAGAUUUGAUAUGCCUAAAGAAAUGGCUCAUUCACAUUUGGGAAUGGUCACAGAUGGGAGAUACAUUUAUGUUGUCACUGGACAAUAUGGUCCACAAUGCAGAGGACCUACAGCUCGUAAUUUUGUGCUAGAUACCAAGACAAAGCAAUGGCAGGACUUACCACCUUUACCAGUUCCUAGAUAUGCACCAGCAACUCAACUUUGGAGAGGUAGACUCCAUGUGAUGGGAGGCAGCAAGGAAAAUCGGCACACUCCAGCAUUAGAGCAUUGGAGUCUUGCUGUAAAGGAUGGGAAAGCAUUGGAAAAGGAAUGGAGGCCUGAAAUACCCAUUCCUCGUGGAGGACCUCAUCGCGCUUGUGUCGUGGUUAGUGAUCGACUGCUCAUUAUCGGUGGUCAGGAAGGUGAUUUUAUGGCCAAGCCUGGAUCACCUAUUUUCAAAUGCUCUCGUAGGAAUGAGAUAGUAUAUGAUGAGGUCCACAUGCUGGAUGAUGAGAUGAAGUGGAAACCUUUACCUCCUAUGCCGAAGCCUGAUUCUCAUAUUGAAUUUGCUUGGGCUAUUGUUAAUAAUUCCAUUGUUAUUGCUGGAGGCACUACAGAAAAACACCCUACAACUAAAAAGAUGGUCCUGGUUGGUGAAAUUUUCCGGUUCAACCUUGACACACUGACAUGGUCAGUAAUUGGAAAACUUCCAUAUCGUGUCAAAACUACUCUGGUUGGAUUCUGGAAUGGAUGGUUUUACCUCACAUCAGGACAGCGAGAUAGAGGACCAGAUGAUCCAGCACCGAAAAAAGUCAUUGCAGAUAUGUGGAGAACCAAACUGAGAUUGAACUCGUGACCGGGAUAUCUGUUUCUUCUUUGCUAGGAUAGCCAUUCCCAUCAAGUCUAAUAUUUAUCUGUAGCAUUCUUUUACCCCAUUUUUUUGUGUUUUGUUUAAGUCAACAUUUUUUCUGUUCCCUAGUGUAAGUAAAGGAAUGAGGGGAGUAUCAAUUCUUCCCAAUGUGCUGUAUCACCUUGAGACUAUACUUUACUGUAACACAUUAGAUUUUAUACCCUGGAAAAACAAUAAAAAUGUGUGCUCUCAACAAUUCU
Messenger RNA from Populus euphratica (Euphrates poplar), 1883 nucleotides. RefSeq names its product kelch repeat-containing protein At3g27220. Gene Ontology annotation, molecular function: protein binding. The coding region runs from base 355 to 1629 and encodes 424 amino acids. The transcript is spliced from 7 exons. The record is from RefSeq and is a predicted model, not a curated record. Lineage: Eukaryota; Viridiplantae; Streptophyta; Magnoliopsida; Malpighiales; Salicaceae.